UGCGUUCGUUUUAUGUACGCAUGGUGUAAACACACAAGUACUCGUAUCAUUUUAUAUUUAUGUCGUCUAUUUCUUUUCUUUAAUUCUGAUCUAAUUUAUUUAUACUCUCUAACGAUAGUUUAAUUUUUAUUUUUGAUAUAAUUGUCAAAAAAUAAUAUAAUUUAUAUGUUUUAACGUUAUUAUAUAAAAGUAUCAUGGUUGUUAAAAAGGAUGAAACUCAAACAAUUGAUAUUAUAGAUACAAUUGAGCAGAAAUUAAAAAAGGCUGGCUGUCUUGAAUUACAUUAUCAAGUUCAGGAAUGUAUAGCCGAAACAAGAGAUUGGAGAAAAUGUCAGGAUCAUGUAAAAAGGUUUAGAGUAUGUAUGGAAGAGCACAAACAAAAACAAGAAUAAGGUUUAGAUAGUUGAUUAGAAUUUUCAUAACAUGUUAUCG
Molecule: messenger RNA, 432 nt
Organism: Vespula pensylvanica (western yellowjacket)
Lineage: Eukaryota; Metazoa; Arthropoda; Insecta; Hymenoptera; Vespidae
Product: cytochrome c oxidase assembly factor 4 homolog, mitochondrial
Exons: 2
Coding region: 195-392 (65 amino acids)
Biological process (GO): mitochondrial respiratory chain complex IV assembly
Cellular component (GO): mitochondrial intermembrane space
Source: RefSeq, a predicted model, not a curated record